Molecule: messenger RNA, 1955 nt
Organism: Gastrolobium bilobum
Lineage: Eukaryota; Viridiplantae; Streptophyta; Magnoliopsida; Fabales; Fabaceae
Exons: 5
Coding region: 80-1837 (585 amino acids)
Cellular component (GO): cytoplasm
Molecular function (GO): deoxynucleoside kinase activity
Source: RefSeq, a predicted model, not a curated record
CCCGCCCUCAUCCUCAUAAUGUCGGAAACCACACACAGCAAAAUCAACACACUUUACUGAAAUAUGCAUAGAAGAAGUUAUGCAGAAACUUCUGCGCCCAACUUCUUCUUCGGUUCCAAUCUUCUCUGUAUCUGUGGUUAGCCCUUUUCUCUCUUUACCCCUAAACCCUUCAAAAGGUUCUAACUUUGCACCCUCAAGGUCAAUGGCAGCAGCAGCAGCACCUGUAGCUGGUUCAUCUCUGGCUUCUUCGCUCACAAAGAAGAACCCUUUCACUCUCAAAUCCACUUUAUCUUCUCACUAUUUGACACCUUCUUCCAACACUUGCUGUGUUUGUAGGUGUCUAACCCACAAUAGGAGUAGGACCUCUUGGGUUCUCCCUAAGCACUCUUCAAAUGGGUCCUUGCAUUCGGGUUCAGACGGGUCUUUUCUUACCGACCCGAACCCGAACCCUGAGACGAACCCUGACACUGACCCUGACCCUGACCCUGACCCUGUUGAGGGUACAACAAACGAUGAUUGUGUAGAGAGCAACGACACAAAGGAGAAGAAACCCUUGAGCUUCAGAUUAAAUAGGAGGCAAAAGGGUUCUUCUUCUUCUUCUUCUUCCUCUCCCAUACCAUCAAAUCCUGAUUUGUUGGCCAUUCCUGGUGUAGGUCCCAGAAAUCUCAGAAAACUCGUUCAGAAAGGUAUUGCUGGUGUUGCUGAACUCAAGCAACUCUACAAAGAUAAGUUCUUUGGCAAAUCUAGUGACAAGAUGGUUGAGUAUUUACAGAGUUCUGUUGGAAUAAUCCACAAGAACCAUGCUGAAAGUAUAACUAGUUUUAUUAAAAAGAGUGUGGAUGAAGAGUUGGAAGAUAAUUCCUCAUCUGUGCAGCCUCUUCAGAAGAAACGACUUACAUUCUGUGUUGAGGGUAAUAUCAGUGUUGGUAAGACUACCUUCCUUCAGAGAAUAGCUAAUGAAACAAUUGAAUUGCGUGAUCUUGUCGAGGUGGUUCCGGAACCUAUUAGCAAGUGGCAGGAUGUUGGACCUGACCACUUCAAUAUUUUGGAUGCUUUUUAUGCUGAACCACAAAGGUAUGCCUACACCUUUCAGAACUAUGUAUUUGUUACACGGGUGAUGCAGGAAAGAGAGUCAUCUGGUGGAAUCAAGCCUCUUCGUUUGAUGGAGAGGAGUGUUUUCAGUGACAGGAUGGUUUUUGUACGAGCUGUUCAUGAAGCCAAUUGGAUGAAUGAGAUGGAGAUCAGUAUUUAUGACUCAUGGUUUGAUCCUGUUGUAUCCUCCUUGCCUGGACUUAUUCCUGAUGGUUUUAUCUAUCUUAGGGCAAGUCCUGAUACUUGCCAUAAGAGAAUGAAGUUGAGGAAGAGAACAGAAGAAGGUGGAGUUUCCCUAGACUAUCUCCGUGACCUCCAUGAAAAGCAUGAAAGCUGGUUAUUCCCCUCCCAAAGUGGUAAUCAUGGAGUAUUUUUGGUCAAUAAGCUACCCCAGCAUGUUGACAACUCUUUACAUCCUAAUAUAAGAGACCGUGUAUUUUAUCUGGAGGGUGAUCACAUGCAUUCAAGCAUUCAGAAGGUUCCUGCACUGGUUCUGGACUGUGAACCCAAUAUUGAUUUCAGCAAAGAUGUUGAAGCAAAGAGGCAAUAUGCACGCCAAGUUGCAGAGUUUUUUGAAUUUGUGAAGAAAAAGCAAGAAGUUCCAUCAAAGGAGGCUGUUGAAGGGCAACCACAGGUGGUGCUACCUCAUGAAGGUGGCUUGUGGUUACCAGAUGGAAAGCCAUUUCCCCAGUCAGCUCUCAAACCUUUGGACUUCAGGCGAGCAAUGUCAUUCAGGUCUGGCUAGUGCCAAGAUAUAGUAAUGGCCUCUUCACUAUGUUUCACGUUUUUCUUGCAUGUAAAGGUUUUCAUUCCGGACCUUGACUGAUGUAGAGAUACUAGAAUUUAUGGUUGCUUUGAUAAUA